Molecule: messenger RNA, 387 nt
Organism: Drosophila ananassae
Lineage: Eukaryota; Metazoa; Arthropoda; Insecta; Diptera; Drosophilidae
Exons: 1
Coding region: 39-347 (102 amino acids)
Source: RefSeq, a predicted model, not a curated record
UUAGUGGGCUGAGUAAUAACUUUCCAUUCAUCCAAAAAAUGUCGGGUUACAAGGUAGCCCUUGCCUGUCUAAAAUGUGGAAAUAUCAUAAGUUACAAGUCCUGCAAAGUGGGGGAGACUCAUUACGAUGUCCUCUUAACCACCACCUACAACUUGCACCUGGAGGACAAGAUCCGGAUAACGAAUGGCGAAAAGUUCCAGAACGUAUUCUGUUCGAAGUGCGGCAUGGAGCUGGGCCUCUUUUGUUUGGAAAGUGAUUUGAAUCAACAGCUGAAAGGAGUCACGCUGCUGCAGAAGGCCCUGCUCGUUGUUUAUGAUUCGUAUGAGGUGCCGUUCGAGUUGCCUUGAACCCUUGAAUAAAGUCAACACGACGGGAUUAACAAUUUAA